This is a messenger RNA of Vicia villosa (hairy vetch), 2445 nucleotides long. Its product is annotated as protein PSK SIMULATOR 2-like. The transcript has 13 exons. The record is from RefSeq and is a predicted model, not a curated record. Bases 443 to 2254 code for a protein of 603 amino acids. Lineage: Eukaryota; Viridiplantae; Streptophyta; Magnoliopsida; Fabales; Fabaceae. Gene Ontology annotation, biological process: positive regulation of growth.
UGACACGGCCACAGUACAGCCCGCUACACCUUAGAAGGCAAAGUCGUCGUUUCCUUUCAUUUCUGGCCUGCCACGUCUUCAAGCUUUCCUCUUCCAACCGGUCACACCAAAUUAGCGCGUUUUCCAUUUUUCUUAAUUAUCGCUUACUUUUUUUUAUUUAUUCUUUCAAAAUAUUCAACCCUUACUCUUUAUGAAUAUUCAAUGAACACCAACACGUCACGCCUAUCUUUAUUGUUUUUCGAGUUCAAAGUCAAACCUCAUAGUCGUAAAUUCUUACCCACUCUUUUUCUUUCUCUCUUCAUUCUUUUCUUUGCUUCUCGCUUCUCUGUAAAUAGAGGUAAUCCAUAAUCGAUAAUUGAUAGUUGAAUUGAUCGUGCUUUAGGUUUUUGAUUUUCUUGUUUCAUUGAGAUUUUGAGUUUUGACUGUGGUGUGAAGAGUAGAAAUGGGGGCGGUUUGUUCGGCUGGGAUGGCUGGGGAAAAUGCGGAAGUUGGAGGGAAGAGUUUGGGGUUUUCUGGAAAGAUUCUUAAGAAGGGAGAUAGUUUUACGAAUCGGAAAGAUUCUGAUUCAAGGUCUCAUGAUCAAGGGAGAAGGCAAAGGAAUAAGGAAAACGGGUUUUCGGAUGAGUUCGGGUUAUCUACUUCAGCUUCAAUGGGGGAAAAACAGAUCAGCAGAAAGGGCUCUUUACUGAGCAAAGCUAGCUAUAGGGCAGUGGAAGUUCUGGACUCACUUGGAAGUGGCAUGCCAAAGCUAAAUAAUAAUAGUGGGUUUGUCUCUGGCAUGACUUCUAAAGGGAAGAAAAUAUCGAUAUUGGCAUUUGAAGUAGCUAAUACGAUAACCAAAGGUGCCAUUUUAUUUAACUCACUUUAUGAAGAAAACAUUCAGUUCCUCAAGAAGGAGGUUUUACAAUCCGAAGGCAUUCAACAAUUAGUCUCAACAGAUAUGAAAGAGUUAAUAAGCCUUGCUGAGAUGGACAAAAGGGAAGAAUUCAAUGUCUUCUCACGGGAAGUAGCUAGAUUUGGAAACAUGUGUAAAGACCCACAGUGGCAUAACCUACAUCGAUAUUUCUCAAGAUUAGACAUGGAUGUCUUGGGCGACAAACAAAAUCCGGUAGAUGCCGAAAAGACAAUGCAGGAGUUUGCCGGUCUAGUUAAUUAUACUGCGGAAUUAUACCAUGAAUUAAAUGCUUAUGAACGUUUUCAACAUGAUUAUCAACAAAAAAUUAAGGAAAUGGAGUCCUUGAAUCUUCCUCUCAAAGGUGAGAGUAUCACAAUUUUUCAAAGUGAGUUAAAGCAUCAAAAAAAGCUUGUGAGGAACUUGAAAAAGAAGUCUCUUUGGGCCAGAAAUUUAGAGGAGGUAGUUGAAAAACUUGUAGAUAUUGUUACCUAUAUACAUCAAGCAAUUUGCGAGCUCCUUGGAAAUCAUGGAAUUGGUGCUGUCAAGUAUGGUAAAGGUCCUCAAAGACUUGGUGAAUCCGGUCUUGCACUACACUAUGCGAAUAUAAUCAAUCAGAUAUAUAUGAUUGCAUCUCGCCCAGCCUCCCUUCCUCCAAAUACAAGGGAUACAUUAUAUCAAGGUUUACCAAACAAUAUUAAGAGUGCCCUACCAUCUCGGUUGCAAUCCAUUUCUAUCCCAAAAGAGCAAUCUUUCACUCACAUCAAAGCUGAAAUGGACAAGACUCUUAAGUGGCUCGUACCAUUUGCCGCAAAUACAAUCAAAGUUCAUCAAGGCUUCGGAUGGGUUGGUGAGUGGGCAAACACAAGUAAUGACUUUGGUGAUAACACAACCAAAGAGAGCAACCCAAUUCGCCUCCAGACACUUUACUACGCCGAUAAGCAGAAAAUAGAUCUUCACAUUAUUGAUUUGUUGGCAUGGAUUCACUAUUUGAUUAGCUCUAUAAGAUCCAGACAAAAUGUCUCAAGGCCAAUGCCAGCGCGCUCUCCUCCCAAGAGACCCGAACUUCAGUCUAAGAUGCGACAGUUUUUGAUUCUAUCAUUGGACCGAAACAACAAGCCAUUGGGAACUCAACUUUCUCAAGAGGAUAGGAUACUACUAGAGGAAGUAAUUGCAAGGAGGAGAAGCCCAGGAGUUAGCAAAAGCCAGGAACUUGGUGUUUCCAAGAAAACUCAAGUCAGGCACCCUCUCAGGACCAAAAGUGCUGGGAGUUCACCUGUUAGGGAGUCCUUGGGCACCACACUCAACGCCAACCGCCGAAGCUAUAACGUUUUGGAUAUUAUGGAUGGCUUAGGAUCUUGAAUUCUUCAUACAUAUACUGGCCUCAUGCUAUUUAUUUUUCUUCUGAAGAUUAUUGGUACUUCACUUUCUUAAAUGCUGACUAUAAUUCAUCACUCAUUUUUUUGUACUAUUUAAUCAUAUGUAUAUAUCCAUAUAUAUAACUGACUCGUGAUCUUAUACUGAAAUAGAUGAAUCCCAUACAUUGUUUGCAA